Molecule: messenger RNA, 1647 nt
Organism: Brenthis ino (lesser marbled fritillary)
Lineage: Eukaryota; Metazoa; Arthropoda; Insecta; Lepidoptera; Nymphalidae
Source: the annotation of a GenBank genome assembly
AUGGUGGGCGCGAUGCCUGUUAAUAUAAUACCAAAAUUUUGUAACGGUGCCAUGGACAGCCACAAUGCGGGUGACGAUUGUGAUACCCAAGUGUUUAUCGGUAGUCGGGUCAAAAUCAAUGAUGAUUUUGGUACUGUAAAAUAUAUCGGGGAAGUGCAGGGCUACAAAGGGAUAUGGUACGGCGUAGAGUGGGAUAACGCUGAAAGAGGAAAACACGACGGUAGUGUUGACGAUGUGCAAUAUUUUAAGACCACUAAACCUAAUGCAGGUUCCUUUAUUCGUCCCAAUAAAAUUGCUCCCUAUAAAACCUGCGCUGAAGCCAUUCGAAGAUACUACGGUGAUCGAGAGGAUGAAACAGUAGCAGCACAUCGUAGGACUAUCAUCAAUGAAUGGAAGAGAGAAAUGGGUGCACCCUUUAUAGAGAUGGUGGGCUUUGAGAAGAUACACCAAAAGCAAAAGUUCGACCGUCUUCUAGAAGUUUGCGUGCACGACCAAAACGUAUCUAAAGCGGGCAAUGUGGCCACAUUAUGUCCGAAUGCGCGAAGUCUUGAUAUUUCUCAAAAUCUGUUCUCUAAUUGGAGGGAAAUCAUACAACUGUCUGCUCAGCUACCUGAUCUAAGGGAAUUGGAUGUUAGCAAAAACCGCAUGGCAAUCGAUAUGCCAGAAGAAACAUUGAAUCAACUAUCAAUUAAUUUUGCAAAUUUGGAAAAAUUAAACAUUUCCGUAUGUGACUACGAAUGGUCGGACCUCCUUGCUCUAUCACACCUAUGGCCGAACAUCGAAGAACUCAUUGCAGCUUAUAACAGAAUUAAAAAAAUAACUGCACCCAAAGUCACUUUACAAACCCUGACCACGUUAAGAUUGGAUGGAAAUCCCAUAGAUUCAUGGAAGGAAGUAAUUAAUCUGGGCAUGUUGAAAAACUUGAAAGUGUUAAGCCUCAACGACUGUGCUAUUGAAGAAAUUAAAUUCAACAAUGAUCCCGGUAAUGCCAAAGUGGAUGUAUUUGAAAAUUUGGAAAUUUUGUUCUUGAACCGAAAUAGGAUUAAUGAUUGGCGAUCUGUAAGUGAGUUGGACAAAUUGAAAUCCCUCAAGAAGCUGUACUUCCUAAAGAACCCCGUGCAGAACCUCGAAGACUACGACACUGGAUCUCAGAUGAUUAUAGCGAAAAUCGGCAAACUGCAGGAACUAAACGGCUCUCUAAUAACUCGUGAACUACGUCGUGGGGCGGAAUAUGACUAUAUGAAACGAUAUGGCGCCGAAUGGAAAUUAGUACAAAGUGACCCACUACGGAAAAUGGCUUUCGAUAUAGAGCACUGCAGGUUCCAAGAGCUUAUUGAAAAAUAUGGUAUCCCAGACGACAGCCUUCUAGUCAAAAAAUCAAAAACAACAACUCUCACUUCACAACUACUAGAAAUAACACUACAAGAUGAAAACGGUAAAGUUCUCAAAAAGAAAUUUCCAUCCACAAUGGCUGUACAGAAACUGGUGACACUGGCUCAAAGACUUUUCAAAGGCAACACUGGAUAUCCAACAUUAUUUCUCUUGGACGAUAAUAUGCAAGGAGCAGAAAUAGCUUUGGAUAAUGUCAUGAAAGAUUUAGCUUACUUUUCUAUUCAAAAUGGUGAUGUCAUACUAAUCAGAUUCAGA